Messenger RNA from Varanus komodoensis (Komodo dragon), 3587 nucleotides. Its product is annotated as mothers against decapentaplegic homolog 6-like. The coding region runs from base 87 to 1157 and encodes 356 amino acids. Gene Ontology annotation, biological process: SMAD protein signal transduction; cell differentiation; BMP signaling pathway. The record is from RefSeq and is a predicted model, not a curated record. Gene Ontology annotation, molecular function: I-SMAD binding; transcription regulator inhibitor activity. Gene Ontology annotation, cellular component: heteromeric SMAD protein complex. NCBI's taxonomy places the organism in Eukaryota, Metazoa, Chordata, Lepidosauria, Squamata, Varanidae. The transcript has 7 exons.
UUUGAUGUUUGGGGUGAUGGAGCCGUCCCAGUCUCCCGGCGGGUCUGGACCCAGUGGCGCGUUCAGCCCCGGCGCCUGCACAACUCAUGUUCCGGUCGCGGCGAGCCAACUUGGUACAACAGCUCUGGAGGCAUCGCUGCAUUGCGCCUGGCCCAGACGACAGCCAGGGGGCCCUGAAACCGGCCGUUCAUGCCCUCUUCAAGAAGCUGAAGGACAAGGAAUUGGAGCUGCUGCUGCAGGCGGUGGAGAGGCGGGGCGGCGGCGAGUCGGGCUGCGUCUGGGUCGAGUCACGGGGGUCCAAGCCCGGCCCGCCUGCUUCGCUCCUCCUUUGCCGCCUCUACCGCUGGCCUGACCUGCGCCACCCGCACGAACUCAAGCGCCUGAGCUGCUGCAAAAGCCCUGGGAGCGAAGGCACCACGCACUGUUGCAACCCGCACCACCUGAGCCGGCUCGCCGUAACUGAAAGCCCCCCACCGCCCUACGGGAAGAUCUCUCCGUUCGCCAAGUGCUCCAUCACCUUGGACAACAACCGCAAAGUACGACAAGUGCUUCAUAAGCAUCCAUCCAGCCCCUGCAAAUGCCGGUCCGGAAAGACCUUCACGGAUCCUUUCUCUCGUCCUACAGACACAAGCCUUUCCCAGCACUCCCUCAAAGACAGCUACUGGUGCAAGCUGGCCUACUGGGAGUUCCGCCUGCGGGUGGGCCGCCUCUUCCCCGUGCACGACGACUACGUGAACGUCUUCUCCGACCUGCCGGCGGGCAGCGGGCUCUGCCUGCCUCAGCUCGCCUCGAGGAACCGCAGCCAGGCUGUCCGGCGGGCCCAGGCCAAGAUCGGGCAGGGGCUGCUGCUCAGCCGGGAGACGGGCGGCGUCUGGGCGUACAACCGCAGCGAGCACCCCAUCUUCGUCUGCUCGCCCACCCUGGGACCUCCGGGCAGCCUCAGCCCGGCGGUGCACAAGAUCCUUCCCGGAUACUCCAUCAAGGUGUUCGACUACGAACGGGCCGGCAACCUGGCGGUCGGAGGCCUGGGCGAUGGGCCCUGCGACACCCACACCAUCCGCAUCAGCUUCACCAAAGGCUGGGGGCCCUGCUACUCCCGCCGGUUCAUCACCUCGUGCCCCUGCUGGAUGGAAGUGCUGCUGAACGCGCCGAGAUGAAGGGAAGCCGGGGAAAGGGGCUGCCUCAACGCCCACCCUCUCUCAGCCAUAGGGAGCUCAGGAAAUAUAUAUACUUGCCAGCUCCUCCAGCUUCCUUGGGUGGAAAGGGAGAAUUUUAGAACGUUCCACUGGCUUUUCAGAAUUAUUGGUUUCUUUAUGCAUAUACAGGUUAAGGCAGGAGAACAGGGUGAAUGCAGGGCUAGAAACUUAGCGGCGGUCACGGGGCUGACUUAGCGCAGGGGCCAACGAGUUCCAGUUAUGCCCAAAUGGCUUUUCUCCAUCUAAAAGGGCUCUGCUCCCCAUGUAAGCCAGUUUGAUCCCCACCCCGACCCCAAACCAGUUUAACUCUCAACAGGGAGUUUCCAAGGAGGGGAAAACUCCAUCGCGGAGCAAAUCAAAGUGGUGCAUUGCAAUUCCUUGGGCACGGUUUGGAGCUUCCUCCUUUUAACGAAACUACUGUGCUCGCUAACUUAAUUAAAAGUGUGAUGGGAACAAGGCAUCUUGAAGUCAGCCAAUGAGGUGGGUGCUAAUAAAUGCGGGAGGCAAGAAAAACCAUUUCUGUAUGUGAUGCAUAGGUGAAUUACUGCAGCCGUUGCCUUGAAAACCUGGGAGAGAUCCUUGGGCUGAGUUAAUGGUUUUAGUGAAGGGCAUUUGAAAAAUUCAUGGAAAAAGAUGGGUCAGCUAAAUACAGCGUCAGCUCAGUGGAACCUCCAUCUUCAAAAGCAGUCUAUCUGCUCAGGGAUAGAUGGCAAGAGAAAUGGAUGUUCUCUAGUGGCUUUGCUGGUGGGUUUCCAAAAGAUGUGGUACUGUCUGGGUUGGAGAACAUAAUGCUUGCUGUUGACCCUCUUCCCUCCCGACGGCCAAAUUCUAUUUUGGGAAGGCUCUCGGGAGAUGCAUCGCUGUAGAGCAAAAGGGCUGGAGUCAAAACUACCGGUAUCUGCCAGCUCAAAACUUUUACUGCCAACAGUUGAGGCCUGAAGUGGGGAAAGCCAGGAAGCCACUGAAUAUGUGGCAGCUGGGUGAAAAGGGGUGACCCAGGGGAAUUCCAUGGGGUGUGUCAGGAAACCUCUGGCAUUGAUGGACUCGAGGUCUGGUCAGUCCCAUAUAGGAAGGGAGAUGGCAGGAGUCUGUAUUGAUUUUUUAAAAAAUGCAGGUGCCAUGGGCUUCCAACCAGAGAGAUCCACAGAGCGGUGGCCUGGGAACAGGUGGUGCGCAGGUCAGCGACCUGUGGCAAGCCUUCAACCAGCCACAUGCUAAUAUUUAUGCAAAUGAAGUCGUGAUGAGUGAUUCCAAGGCAACGUACUAAAGCUAGCCAGCCAAGCUGAACCAAGGCCUGGUGAAAAAUGCACAACUGAGUCAUACUCCCAUUUUACAGAUGAGGAACACUGAGGCUGAUAGCAAAGCAAUCAGUGCAAAGUCGGCCUUGAGAGAGCCCUCCCUGCCUUUUGUCCCUGUUUAAAGGCCUGGGAGCCGAGCCCUCUCCACGAUCUAUGGUAAACUACUUAGCAACCUACCAUAAGAUCUUUACCUUGCUUCUGCUUACCUCUGAUAUAGGGCACAGGAGGGGAAAAAAUAAGAAGUGCAUCAGCUAAUGCUGAUAAGGUAUCUGGAGAAAUGCUUGGGUCUUCAGUCUGAGGAUCUGUAGCAUUUCCAGAAGUUUCUAGAUAAGAUCUUUUCCUCCCCUUUCAAGCUUCCCCUUUCUUUUUUUGCUAUUAGAGAGAACUUAGCAUUUAUUCAUAGUGCAUUGGAAAUGGAGCAUCCCCUUGACCCGAUCCUUGAAUGAGCAACCGGAUGGAGGGAGAGGUGUUUGCAGAGGUGAGGCUGAUAAACCGUUUGAAAGAGAAAUGUGGAGAGGGCUAUGUAAGGAGCAAGACACGGGGAGGACCGUACCAUAUAUAAGAAGCAAGAAGAAUCAGACAUGAGCAAGGAAGGAGGCGGAAGGGGACAGAAGGAUGUUAUACCGAGAUCAAGUCUGGGAUAUUUAGCGCCCAGUUGUGCGUGUGGAGCAGCUGCAACAGUGGUGUGUUUGUGCUGCCAUCUCUUUCUCUGAUUGCCAGCAUAACCAAAGCCUGGGAUUACAGUCCGGAUCCCAUAAUGCAGCAAGUUAGUUUUCGCAUGAACUUAAAAGGGAAAAGGAAAGUGGGUAGUCAGGGUGGGCAGAGAUAAAGAGAUAUUUUUGGCACAGGGCACAGCUGACAUCCUGUGGCUGAGAUGGCGGUUCGGAAAGGUCUUGGCAUUUGGUUGGGUUUGAUGGUGCUGCGUGUGGGAGACCCCAAGUGGGAUGCAGUUAUAUACUGACGGCCAGAUUCUGAGUUUGGUUGGAAUGGGGAGGACGGAACGUAACGGGAAGUCACAGAGGGUGUGGGAAAAGUGAUCCUGAGCAAGGCCUGCUUUUGGAUGUAUUCAGUAUUAAAUCGCUAACAAGUAAAA